AUGCUGCGCCCGCUGCUGUUCGCCGCGCUCUGCCUGGCCGGCGGGCUGGGGGCCGCCCGCGGCUGCCAGCUGCCCUCCGAGUGGAGACCCCUGAGCGAGGGCUGCCGAGCCGAGCUGGCCGAGAUCAUCGUGUACGCCAAGGUGCUGGCGCUGCACGAGGAGGUGCACGGCCUGUACAACUACCUGCCCUGGCAGUAUGAGGCCAGCGACGCGGGGCUCUUCUACUCCGCUGAGAUCGAGAUGCUGUGCGACCAGGCGUGGGGCAGCAUGCUCGAGGUGCCCGCGGGCUCCAGGCUCAACCUCACCGGCCUGGGCUACUUCUCCUGUCACUCCCACACCGUGGUCCAGGGUUACUCCUAUUUCUUCUUCCUCAGGAUGGAUGAGAACUAUAACCUCUUGCCUCAUGGAGUCAAUUUCCAAGAUGCCAUCUUUCCAGACACUCAAGAGAACAGAAGGAUGUUUUCUAGCCUUUUCCAGUUUUCAAACUGUUCACAAGGGCAGCAGCUGGCGACUUUCUCCAGUGACUGGGAGGUCCAAGAAGACACUAGGCUCAUGUGUUCCUCGGUGCAGAAGGCCCUGUUUGAGGAGGAGGACCACGUCAAGAAGCUGCAGCAGAAGGUCGCUACCCUGGAGAAGCGGAACAAGCAGCUGCGGGAGCGGGUGAAGAAGGUCAAGCGGUCCCUGCGGCAGGCGCGGAAGAACGGCCGCCACCUGGAGCUGCUGAACCGCAAGCUGAGCGAGAAGCUGGCGGCAGCGGCGGGCGUGCUCCCGCACAUCAACGCGCUGGGCCGCGAGCCCGCGGGUGCCCCCUACCUGCGGGGCUAGCGGGCAUGGAGCGCCGGCCUCCCCUGGUCCCAGGCGGGGCCCCUUCCGGGGAGUGGAAAGGGAGGCGGGACUGGUACACGCACAUAGCUCAA
This is a messenger RNA of Budorcas taxicolor (takin), 917 nucleotides long. It is a transcript of the gene CCDC3, whose product is annotated as coiled-coil domain containing 3. Gene Ontology annotation, biological process: negative regulation of gene expression. The transcript has 3 exons. NCBI's taxonomy places the organism in Eukaryota, Metazoa, Chordata, Mammalia, Artiodactyla, Bovidae. The record is from RefSeq and is a predicted model, not a curated record. The coding region runs from base 1 to 825 and encodes 274 amino acids. Gene Ontology annotation, cellular component: extracellular region.